This is a messenger RNA of Moneuplotes crassus, 1902 nucleotides long. Lineage: Eukaryota; Ciliophora; Spirotrichea; Euplotida; Euplotidae. The record is from the annotation of a GenBank genome assembly.
UAAUACUUUUUAUUAUGGAUAAAUACGUAUUACCUAAUAGAGUAAUGGCUAUCGUUAUCCCCAUGAUGAUAGCUUGACUUUGGAUCACUCCAUGAAAAGCUGAUCUAAGAUUAGUUACUUCAGAAGACACUCUUUAUGUAUACGAUGGCCCAAUUGAUGAUCAAGAGCCUCUGUUUAGUCAGGAAAUUUCGGGCUUUAGAAACUAUGAUUUCUUCAACCGUAAUAAUAGUAUUCCAGGAAGAGCAUGCUAUAUUUUUGAAACUGGUUUUCCUAAAGAAUUGAUCAGAGAAAAAUGCAUUAAUCAGAUUGACACUUGGACUGGAAAUUGGAUUCUUAUUCUUCCUUUUGAGACUAAUAACUUUCAGGAAACAUUGCAAGAUUUGCCAAAGAGUUUUCCUACUAUUCAAUCAGUUAUAUUCACUUACAUUGCUGCUCCAGAGAUUACAGGACCUGCUCCAAGUCAGAAUCAACCUCAAAUUAUUUCUUUUGCAAGAACUUCAGAGUUAGCUAAUAUCACCGAAAAAGCAGUCCCUAAAUCAGACCAAUAUUUCUUCAAGCACAAGCACAAGUACAUAGAGUAUUGAGAUGUAAUGAAGCCUGCCUUCAAAUUUUACCUUAUCACUAUUUCAACAUGGGGGCUCAUUACUGUUUUUCAUAUCUUAUGGACAUGGAUCUUGAGGAAGGAUUACUCCCAGCAUCUCCAAAAAAUUCUCCUAUUCAUUCCUGUUUUCUUUGCUGGAUACAGUCUGAUUGAUUAUGUGUACUUUAUGUCAUGUCCAUGGAUCACUGCUAAUGGAGUCCAGUACUUGCAAAUAGUCCAAAUUGCUCUUGUCACUAUUUUCAAUACUCUCUUCGUAGGACUCACCUGUUUUAUCAGUAAAGGAUGGUCAAUAGUCAGGAAUAGCUUUACUCGUGAAGAGCUCAGUUCCAUCACAAUGAUAGUUGGUAUCUUCUAUUUAGUCUACAGUGCAUAUUUUAUCGCAUCAGAUAUUUCAUCUUUAAGAGUAGUAAUAGUUGUCAUUUUGAUUCUGAUGUACCUCUGGGUUGCUCUGACAUGUCUGAAGAACUCUAUUGUCAACAUUCGUACACUGAAAUCUCAUAUUGCAGUAACAGGACCUGAAGAAGUAAUCAUGAAGUCUCUAAAGUUAAAGAAAUAUUUGAUGCAGCAUUUCUGAAUAAUUACCAUGCUAUUCUAUCUAAACAAGAUAAUACAUAGCGCUUUGAAAGCAUUUAUUGAUGAUAAUGUUACUGUCAGGAAUAUUAUCAUAGCAAACUUGUUUAUUGAGCUACUAAUCGUGGGCUAUUUCUUGUUAAUUUUCAGAACAAGAAAAUGGCCUGAAUACUUCAGUCUCGAUAUCUUCUACCAAAGGAUUGGAAAUGGUGAUUCUGAUGAAAAUCUCCCUACAAGUAUUAUAUUAAAUGCAGUGACUUCUUCUCAAUGGGUAAACAACCCUGAGAGCAAAGAUUGAAUGAUCAACGGUGAUGAAGCAGAUACCCUGGGUAAAUACAAAUACAAAACCCCGCAAGUAGGAGUUCUCGUAAACACUUCAGACAAGGAAAAUUGCAAAUUAUUUAAACUCCUCAGAGACGAAGAAAUUCUAAGUGAUUCUGAAUAAAAUUCUCCCUAAACUCAAUACCUUCCCAUCAGUCACCCCCACUCCCCUAAAUCUACCCCCAUUUGCCAAUUUCCAACUUCUCCGAUCAAACCCCCCUUAAAACCCCAAAAUUACCUUCCAGUUUUUCACUACAAACAAUUUUUUCCAAAAUUUGUACUAUCCCAGUGGAGCUAGGUAGCCAAAAUCCAUAUUUUGUAGUACAUUUAGGAUGUCUUUGUUCCUGUUUUUGGGGAUAGAGGGCAGGAAUUGGAAUAGGGGUUGUUGAAAGUGGGAGUUAGAGGAAUUA